This is a messenger RNA of Pristis pectinata (smalltooth sawfish), 1191 nucleotides long. Its product is annotated as pituitary adenylate cyclase-activating polypeptide type I receptor-like. The record is from RefSeq and is a predicted model, not a curated record. Gene Ontology annotation, molecular function: peptide hormone binding; G protein-coupled peptide receptor activity. Lineage: Eukaryota; Metazoa; Chordata; Chondrichthyes; Rhinopristiformes; Pristidae. Gene Ontology annotation, cellular component: plasma membrane. The transcript is spliced from 11 exons. Bases 1 to 1191 code for a protein of 396 amino acids. Gene Ontology annotation, biological process: cell surface receptor signaling pathway; adenylate cyclase-modulating G protein-coupled receptor signaling pathway.
AUGGCCAAGCUGGCCAUCCACGGGCCAUGGCGGCGGGCGGCCGAGAUUUCCGGCAGGUCCGCCUGCCUGCCCAUCUUCCGUGCUCGCGUCUGCGCGCGGGCGUCCUUGGAGAGGGAGCGCGCGGUCUUCUGUACCCGAAACUGCACGGAGCAUGGGUGGAGUAACUUAAUGCCUAACUUCCGGGAGGUUUGUGUAUACCUGGACAACUCUUCAAAACCUGAAAAGAAUUCCUCCCUUCUGACUCUGAAACAAGUGUACACAGCCGGAUAUGCAACAUCCCUGAUUGCCCUGGUUACUGCUGUUAUAAUCUUUACAGCCUUCAGGAAAUUUCACUGCACUCGGAAUUACAUCCAUAUUAACCUCUUUAUCUCCUUCAUCCUUCGAGCUACGUCAGUCUUCAUCAAGGACAUGGUCUUGUUUUCCAUGAAGGACACGAAUUCCUGUUCAUCCACGGUGACGUGUAAAGGUGCCGUUGCAUUUUUUCACUUCUGUAUCCUGGCUAACAUCUUGUGGCUUCUGGUGGAAGGGCUGUACCUGCAGACACUGCUCAGCCUCACGUUUGUGGCACACGCAAAGUACUUCUGGUGCUACUGCCUGACCGGUUGGGGUACACCGAUCGUUGUAUUGACAGCCUGGAUCUUUCUAAGGCUGUUCAUUGAUAAUGAAGGAUGUUGGGAAGAUAACAGGAACCUAUAUAUCUGGUGGGUCAUAAAAGGCGCCAUAUUGUUGGCAAUUUUUGUUAACUUCCUGAUAUUUCUGAAUAUCAUCCGUAUUCUGGUUCAGAAGCUGGGAUCAUCAGAUGUAGGAGGGAACUCACAUGGCCAUUUCUCGAGAUUGACAAAAUCAACUCUGCUUCUUAUCCCGCUCUUGGGUGUCCAUUAUAUUGUGUGUGUCUUCCUUCCCGACCACGUGGCAGAGGACCUGAGACUCUACAUCGAGCUUGGCUUGGGAUCCUUUCAGGGGUUUGUGGUGGCGUUACUGUACUGCUUCCUGACCACAGAGGUCCUGACGGAGCUGAAGAGGCAGCUGCGAUCGUGUUGUCCCGAGGGCUUCCCGACCAUCACCAAAAGACGGGACCGGAGCACGUCGGCGGAGAUCAGCAAUAGCUGCAGCACCCAGGUGGCGUUAUUGGAGAAACUUAGCCAGAGGGGCAAGUCAUUCGAAUACAAUGGCAGCUUUCAAACCACCUGA